AUGUCACCACACGCACUGUCCGAACAUGAAGAGUGUGAGACCUCAUGUACUGAGCACCGAACCGAGGCCCCGACACUGACUGCUAACCCUGUCACAAACGCCAGCCACUCCCUUUGGAAGACUGCCAGCGACGAAGAGAUUCAGGAUCUAAUUUGCGUCGGCUUUGGUCCAGCUUCUCUUGCUAUAGCAAUCGCUCUGAACGAUGCUCUUGAAGUUGUUCGACCACACUUAUGUACGUCUUCACCGAAAGUACGCUUCCUCGAGCGACAGGCACGAUUUGCUUGGCACGCCGGUAUGCUUCUACCUGGCGCCAAGAUGCAGAUCACAUUCGUAAAGGACCUGGCCACUCUACGCAACCCACGCAGCGAGUUCACGUUCCUCAAUUAUCUUCACAAGAAGAACAGAUUGGUUCAGUUCACAAACCUUGGCACAUUUCUUCCUCAACGCAUCGAAUACGAGAACUACAUGAGGUGGUGUGCCAACCACUUUGGCGAUGUGGUCGACUAUAAUCGUGAUGUCCAAUCUAUCGAAGCAGGAUCGACUUGUCCAAGGACAGGCGCUAUUGAGCACUUCAGGGUGACCUCGACCGACAGCACUACGGGCCACUCUACCACCCUCAAAGCUAGGCAUGUGGUGAUUGCGGCAGGUGGAAAGCCCAACAUACCGGCAGCAUUACCGUCGAAUCAUCCUCGAAUCAUUCAUUCAUCACAAUAUGCCACAACUGUAUCGCAAAUGUUCUGCAACGGACAGCAGCCAAGAUCGGUAGCUGUCAUUGGUGCAGGCCAGAGUGCUGCCGAGGUCUUCAACAACAUACCCUCCCGCUUUCCGGAUGCCAAGUCGUACCUCCUCAUUCGAGGAUCUGCGUUACGACCCAGUGACGAUUCCCCUUUCGUCAACGAGGUGUUCGACCCAGAUCGAGUGGACGAUAUCUAUUCUCAGGAUCCCGCUGUCCGAGCGCAAGAGAUCGCCCGCGAUAAGGCCACCAACUAUUCUGUUGUACGCUUGGAACUCCUCGAGCAUAUCUAUAGCAUGCUCUACUCAUAUCGGAUCCAGUAUGACAGUGAGGAAGAAUGGCCACAACAAAUUCUGAACCACCGCACUGUCACUGGGGUUGAAGACUGUGAAGUCGAUGGCCGAGCAGCAUUGACGUUACACAUUCAGAACGACUCCAACACCUUCAAGCAACGAAAGAACGCUAGUAUCGACGAGCUGGUGGUCGACUUCAUCGUCGUAGCGAGUGGUUACAGACGAGAUGCGCACGAAGACAUGCUACGGGGGCUACAACAACUCAAGCCGGAUGGUCACAAUCGCUGGAACGUCCGGAGAGAUUAUGGUGUGCAGUUCGUGGACGGCAGCGUCAAGUCCAAUGCCGGUGUAUGGUUGCAAGGUUGCAACGAGCAGACGCAUGGUCUUUCUGAUUCACUACUGUCGAUACUGGCUAUACGCGGCGGAGAGAUGGUGGAAAGUAUCUUUGGUGGAGCAGCUACAAGCAAAUGA
Recurvomyces mirabilis is the source of this 1497-nucleotide messenger RNA. RefSeq lists its product as uncharacterized. The transcript has a single exon. Gene Ontology annotation, biological process: intracellular iron ion homeostasis. The record is from RefSeq and is a predicted model, not a curated record. NCBI's taxonomy places the organism in Eukaryota, Fungi, Ascomycota, Dothideomycetes, Mycosphaerellales, Teratosphaeriaceae. The coding region runs from base 1 to 1497 and encodes 498 amino acids.